This is a messenger RNA of Acanthaster planci (crown-of-thorns starfish), 3369 nucleotides long. RefSeq names its product phosphogluconate dehydrogenase (gene pgd). Gene Ontology annotation, biological process: pentose-phosphate shunt. Lineage: Eukaryota; Metazoa; Echinodermata; Asteroidea; Valvatida; Acanthasteridae. The record is from RefSeq and is a predicted model, not a curated record. Gene Ontology annotation, molecular function: phosphogluconate dehydrogenase (decarboxylating) activity; NADP binding.
ACCACUGCCAGGCAAUCAGGACAGGCUGCAGGAGGCCCAUUACGAGCAGCGCGGUGGGCUCUUUUUCUACGCUGUCACGUCAAUGCACUUACGUGAUAAGGCUCCACGGUCGCUGGGAAACAGUAUUGCGGUCCUUUUAAGUUUCAUUCAAACUACCCACCGGGCCAUCUCCUAAAAGCAGCAUCAAGCCGACGUUGCCACAACAUCCACACAACGCAGUCGUCAUCAUUAGCAACACCAUGGCAGAGGAAUAAAGGAAAAAAACCGUGGAUUCAUUGAGCCCCCAAACUACGCAAGAUGGGUAAAGGCACAAUGGGGAGUUGCCAUGGCAAAGAUAUCCAAGUAAAAAGGCCCCCGCAUGAACAGCCCAGAGAUGAGAAAGGCAAUGGAAAAUUGCCCAUAGACCAACGGCCCAAACAAAUGGAAUAUGGUGGUGAAAGGGCCGAUAUUGCACUGAUUGGCUUGGCCGUUAUGGGCCAGAACCUGAUCCUGAACAUGAAUGAUCAUGGAUUUGUGGUCUGCGCCUUCAAUCGUACCGUUUCUAAAGUGACAGAGUUCCUGAACAAUGAGGCUAAAGGUACAAAGGUCGUUGGGGCCAUGUCGAUGGAGGAGAUGGUGGGUAAGCUGAAGAAGCCUCGUCGGGUCAUGAUGCUGGUCAAGGCUGGGGCAGCAGUUGACGCUUUCAUCGACAAACUGGUUCCCCUUUUGGAAAAAGGUGACAUCAUCAUUGAUGGUGGCAACUCAGAAUAUGUAGACUCCAACCGUCGGUGUAAGGCUCUUGCUGAGAAGGGUUUGCUGUUUGUAGGGAGCGGAGUCAGUGGCGGAGAGGAUGGAGCGAGGUAUGGGCCGUCCCUCAUGCCCGGUGGAGCUGAAGAAGCCUGGCCUCACAUUAAAAGCAUCUUCCAGAGCAUCGCGGCCAAGGUGGGCGACGAACCUUGCUGUGACUGGGUCGGCAGUGAGGGAGCAGGCCAUUAUGUCAAGAUGGUGCACAAUGGCAUCGAGUACGGCGACAUGCAGCUCAUCUGUGAAGCCUACCACCUGAUGAAAGACUUGCUAGGCAUGUCCUGUGAUGAAAUGUCAGAGGUUUUCUCGGAGUGGAACAAGUCAGAACUGGACUCUUUCCUGAUCGAGAUCUCAGCCGACAUCCUCAAGUUCAAGGACACUGACGGGCAACCGCUGGUGGAGAAAAUCCGUGAUUCAGCUGGUCAGAAAGGCACUGGGAAGUGGACGGCCAUAUCUGCACUGGAUCAGGGUAUGCCUGUCACGCUCAUCGGUGAGGCUGUGUUUGCACGGUGUUUGUCCUCCAUCAAGGACCUUCGCAUCGAAGCCAGCAAGGUCCUACCUGGCCCAGGGUCCAGCAAAUAUGAGGGUGACAAGAAAGAAAUGGUGGAGCACAUCCGUCAGGCCCUGUAUGCCUCAAAGAUCGUGUCUUAUGCCCAGGGUUUCAUGCUGCUGCGUGAGGCAGCCAAGCAGUACAAAUGGACCUUGAACUAUGGAAGCAUUGCCCUCAUGUGGCGCGGUGGCUGCAUUAUCCGCAGUCGUUUCCUGGGCAACAUCAAGGAGGCUUUCGACAAGAACAAGGAGCUGUCCAACCUGCUCCUGGACGACUUCUUCCGCGGCGAGAUCAUCAAGUGUCAGGACUCAUGGCGCAAGGUGGUGGCCCAGGGAGCACUGAACGGCAUUGCUACGCCUGCCUUCAGCUCGGCUCUGGCCUUCUUUGAUGGCUUCCGCUCAGAGCGCACGCCAGCUAACCUCAUCCAGGCACAGCGUGAUUACUUCGGUGCCCAUACUUACGAGCUUCUGUCAGCCCCUGGGAAAUUUGUCCACACCAACUGGACAGGCCACGGCGGUAAUGUGUCAUCCAGCACUUACAAUGCAUAGGCUGUUUAGUCUGGUAACAAGGUCCAACAUAGUUUCCAUCAGUACAGAAAUUCCAUUUCACAUCUAUUAGUGUUUCGUCAGAUUUCUUUGGAGUGGUUCCCUAAUGUUUUUACAAAGAUUACGAGCAUGAGUGAAGUUUGACCUCUUUGAAAAGCUAGGCAUAGGUACUACACAAGUACUUUUAAAUAUUCAUGUACCAAGUGAGUGUCUGUGAGGUAGGUGAGAACUUCCACAUGAGCCUGAGCACCAUUACAGGAAAAGUAGCUCCAGUGCUAUAACCUGUGUAUUGUAGUCAUCAAAUAUGAUGGACAUAGUGAAGUACAUCCUGGUAAGUUUGAGUUUCAGUAUUGUCAAAUGUGAGUACCAUAGCUCAUCGUCUUCUGUAGUCACCAAGUACUUUUCAAGAAGAGGUCUCAAGUACAUAUCCCCUUUUUGGCACCUGCACUCAAGUGCUAGAGAACUACAGGUCUUUAGUGUCAUUGUUUUAGUCUGUCAUGUCUGUGGUUCAGAAAUGCGCAGUCAUGGAUCACUUAAGGAGUCCUCAAGCUUGGGAUGAAAAGCAAAGUGUCAACAAAAUGGAGGAGGAAAAGCGAAGAGUAAAAUUGUUCUUACAGCAGUUGACUGUAAAGCACAGAAGUGAUUUGAAGUUGUUGGGAGAAAUUUCUCAUUUUUUUAUUGGCAUACGUGUAGCUCUAGCUGUUACAGAAUAUUGGUGCUAGAGGUUACUUUGGGAGUACUAAACGUAGGGAGAUAUUGUUUGAAAAAGAAACGACAGUGGCGAAAGAGCUUAUGUUAUUUACAGCUCUUUUUAAUAAAAAGUGGACACAGCGUAACAAGGCUCUAAAGCACAAAUGUGUAUAAGAUUUUCCUAAACUAAAUAAACUGUUUAUUUCAUGCACUGCCUCACUGGAGUCCAGGACCUUCUGGGGAGGAACAAAUGUUUUGUUGAUGAGAUUAAACAUUUUGAAACAGGAUCUUUUGAAAUGAUCUGACAUAUUUCCUUUCUGCAUGAUUCCAAUUUGCCCUGAAGCGCAUCACCGCACUACAUUUAGGCACCAGACUGUUUUCUUCGUUUUGGGUUGUAUUUCAAGAUGCGCAAACAUUUUCCUAAAAUUAGGAUGACUUUUUGAGCUUAAAAAAGUCUAUGAAACACAGAUACAGCAUACUGUAAACAGAUUUAUAUAUAUAUACUUUGAAAUUGUAAAACUUUGAAAUAUAAAGUGCUACGUAGCUUCAAGGUAGAUUUGUGUUGAUUAUGCACUUCUUUCAGUUUUCAGUGAUCUUCCUGUUUUGGAAUUUUUUUUAGCCUAUGUUAUUUAAAAAUUGCUAUUUUUGUACACAAAGGAAAAUAUUUUAAAGCGCUAAAAGUAGUAGCUAGCUAAUGGGAUUUAAAUUUGGAUUUGGUAAAUGGGAUUUACUUAGCACCUGAUUUAAAUCCUUACUUUUCUAAUUAAAACAGCCAUCUUUUCCUGAAAGUGUAACAUGUAA